GUUGGCGAGAGGCCGAUCGUAGAUGAAUCCGACGAGCAGCUCGCCCAGCAGGCCUGCACGGAGCAAUGUGUCGCCGACAUGACGAGGAACGUUGAGGAAGAGGAUGAAAGAUACAAGGACCAGCAAGGUCACAACAUCUGGCUCGUCAUAGGCGUUGGCAUAGCUGUCGAGGCUGAGCUCCAUAGGCUGGCCAUGCAGGCCAGGCAGCUGAGGGAGACCGCUAUCGAUAUGAAUGCAUCUCAAUGACGCGCGCACCGCCGUGCAGCGAGCCCGAGGCGUAUCAUCAGCGGUAGUGAAGCUCAGCGACGGAGGCGAGGGGCACGAGGAGCGAUAGGCUUGGUCAGACAAGCAGCAAUAGACACACAGCAGUGCACGAGGAGACAUACACGGUGCAUCAGCUGAUCCUAACGACGAACCCCUCGAGAUGACAUCGACACCCACGCAAGACGCCAUGAGACGACGCAAGUCGAGCGUACGUCGACCUUCGAUCUCGCUCGACAAGCUCAAGCCGAUGCAUCAAGCCGCUCCUCCUCGACAAGGUGAUGACUUCAACAUCCUGCUUUUUGGCGCCGGCGCUAUCAACUUUGGCACCGUAGAGGGCCCAUGGAAUCACAGCUUCCGUAUAGAGCAUAGACUCGGUCCGCGACUCAAGAUUGUCGGCCUCAUAGAUCCCUCGAUAGAUCGCGCCAAGGCGGCCAUCAAAGCCAAAUGUGACUCUUUCGUCCGCAGCGCCUACCAGGAUGCACUCAUCUGCGCAAGCUUUGACGACUUCGUCAAACGCGCUCAGCCUGGACAAUACCCUCAAGCUGCCAUCUUAGGAUCGCCGCCACAGUUCAGAGGAACCGACAAGCCGCCUUUCAAUAUUGAGGCGCAAAUCAUCAAGGCCUUUCCAGAGAUCGGCCUCUUCAUCGAGAAGCCGGUCUCGACUGGCCCUGUAGAGAAUGCGCUCGGAGUCGCGAAAUUGCUGCAGCAGAAGCGUGUUGUUGCUUCAGUCGGCUACUUUCUUCGCUACCUCAAGCCCGUACAGAAGAUCAAGGAACUCAUCGAUGCCAACGGCUUGCAUGUCAUGGCGACGACAGCGCGCUACUCUGCAUCUUAUGAGCACACGAAUAAGCUCGCUUGGUGGGACAAGUCUAAAGACUGCGGCCCGAUCGUCGAGCAAGCCACGCACUUUGCAGAUCUCUCUAGAUACUUUGGCGGCGACGUCGCGCUCGACACCGUGCAGGCUCACGCACUCGAGCAUUACGAAGAAGCUGGUCGUCUGAGCAAGAUUCCGAUUCCUGAAGAUAGCAUCCCACCAGAGCAACGUAUUCCCCGCGUGACGUCUGCCAUCUGGAAGUACACCACUGGCGCUGUCGGCACGCUGACACAUUCGCUUGUGCUGCAAGGCGCAAAGUACGAUACCGAGAUCGAAGUCAUCGCAGACGGAUGGAGCUUCCGAUUGGUUGACCCGUACGGCAAAGCAGAGCUACGCAUCCGUCGUCCUGGCUCCGAUGCCGAAGAGAUCCACAUGGAAAAGGACGACGACCCCUUCUUCACCGAGAUUGCGAGCUUCAUCGACGCCAUCGACCCAAGCAAUCCCAAAUCGAUCAAGAAAGCUCCGGAAGUCAUUGAAGAAUCCGACGAUGAAGCUAGCGAUGAAGGCGCCGCCACACCCAAUGAGUAUCUUGCCGAUACCGACAUUCUAUCAUCGUAUGAAGACGCGUGCAAGACCUACGAGCUCACUUGGCGCAUCAGGGAGGCAUCUGAACGGUCCCAGAAGAUGGGCGUCAUCGGUCAACAAUAAUGAAUCAGCCAGCGCUGCCCGCAUGAUGUUGUGAUCAGUCAGUCGCGUCUUGACGCGUCCGAGAUCGCCAGCGAUUAAUGCCUAGAAUUUGUCAAGUAACGAUAGGC
Messenger RNA from Mixia osmundae IAM 14324, 1893 nucleotides. RefSeq lists its product as uncharacterized. Gene Ontology annotation, molecular function: nucleotide binding. The transcript has 5 exons. NCBI's taxonomy places the organism in Eukaryota, Fungi, Basidiomycota, Mixiomycetes, Mixiales, Mixiaceae. The record is from RefSeq and is a predicted model, not a curated record. Bases 425 to 1786 code for a protein of 453 amino acids.